CUAGGUUUGGGGAUAUGGAUGGAGUCUCUGCCACUGAAAGCCGGUGAUGAUGGAUUGAAUGGCAAGGCUGUAUAGACUAGUGCUUGAACUCGGAUUGAUGAAGGUGGUAAAUGCUCAAAGGGGUAACCGCAGCAAUGGCUUCAAGAAUUUCUGAAGUAUUAACUACUAACCAAUACAUGCAAAUAUGCAAUACAAAGAUUGAAUUCUUUGUUUUAGUCUAGAGUAUUAAUUUUCAUGCAUUCUACCACCGUGAUUCCAAUAAAUGAUCUUCAUUUCUCUCAACCAAAAAGUAACAUAAAGUCCAUUAGGUGUCCUUUUACUUUGCUAUAAACACCCCAAACAACUUUUGCAGCAAAGAAAUGAAAAACCUGUGAAAGUCUUCCUUAUCCAUCAUGUGACAGCUAUUAAGACUCAGCUAAUUUCACUUUACUCAAAUGCUCCAUUCAUUACCACACCACGUACACCGCUCCUUAUUCAAUCUAUUCACGUUUGAAUACCUUCGUUUAGCAACUUCUCAUCUUUACUAAAGAAAACUCAGAACCCCAUUUUCAGAAUAUUCAUUCAUGCAGAUGCACCUUAUCUCCUCAUUUUUCUCUCAACAUAACUCAUACACUGAUAGUAAUAAUAAUAAUAAAUUAGAACAUGCCAUUCUUUCUCCUCAAGAACUUAUUGGGAGCCAAGAUGAGGAAAGGCAUAAGAACCUUCUGCAACACUGAUGUGUCAACCUCAACUCUCAACCAACAAAAUAGUACUAUUGGCAAUGGGAUUGGCAACCAUAGCCAAGUUGACAUCACAAGCAGCAAGGUAAGCUCCCCUUUUUUGCAAUGUGGCAACUCAAAUUCAAAGCAAAGUACACCAACAUUAGAAGAUCUUAUACUACAAUUAGAAAUGGAGGAAGAGAUGGCAAGGAAAGAAAAACUCAAUGAAUAUAGUGGAAUAAGGGGAAGGAUGUCAUGUGUUAACAACUCUGACAUAUUAAGAUCUGCAAGGAAUGCUUUGAAUCAAUACCCAAGGUUUUCACUUGAUGGAAGAGAUUCCAUGUAUAGGUCAUCUUUUGGGACUAUAGAAGGAAGAAGAUCAGUUUGUAGUGAGAUAAGUUUAGAACCAAAGCUUGAUGAAAAGGUUAUGUGUUUUCCACCAAUAGUUGCUGGGGAGAACGUGGUUUGGUGUAAACCAGGUGUUGUGGCAAAGUUAAUGGGUUUGGAAGCUAUUCCAGUGUCAGUAGGUAGAAAAAGAUCUGACAAAAAAGAGAGGAUAAGUAGUGUUGAUUGUAGGAGACAAAAUAUAAGGAGGAGGUCAUUUGAGAGGCAUGAUUUGGAGAGAAAAAUAGCAAUGGACAUGCAGGGUUAUCGUGAUCACAUUGUUAGAAGAAGAAAUAGGUCUGGUUUUUGCUCUAAAAAUGAAUAUUGUAUUAUGAAACCGGUUUCUCUAGAAGCUAUGGCAGGAGGUCCUAGUAGUUGGCAACCAAGGAGAUAUGUUUAGAUUAGAAUUUGUACUCUAAAACUUGCUAAUGUAGUAAGAAAUUCUAUUCUAUUUUAAGUAAUGCUAAUUAUAAUGCAUGUAAUGCCUAAUAAUCACAUAAGUUUUAUCCA
Messenger RNA from Medicago truncatula (barrel medic), 1592 nucleotides. RefSeq lists its product as uncharacterized. Lineage: Eukaryota; Viridiplantae; Streptophyta; Magnoliopsida; Fabales; Fabaceae. Bases 643 to 1482 code for a protein of 279 amino acids. The transcript has a single exon. The record is from RefSeq and is a predicted model, not a curated record.